This is a messenger RNA of Chanos chanos (milkfish), 705 nucleotides long. RefSeq names its product zinc finger protein 233-like. Gene Ontology annotation, molecular function: RNA polymerase II cis-regulatory region sequence-specific DNA binding; DNA-binding transcription factor activity, RNA polymerase II-specific. Lineage: Eukaryota; Metazoa; Chordata; Actinopteri; Gonorynchiformes; Chanidae. The record is from RefSeq and is a predicted model, not a curated record. The coding region runs from base 1 to 705 and encodes 234 amino acids. Gene Ontology annotation, biological process: regulation of transcription by RNA polymerase II. The transcript is spliced from 6 exons.
AUGACUACUCAAGAUAUAUUUCAGAUGCAAUUUUCUUCUAUUAUGGAGGUAUUAGUAAAUACUGCAAUUGCCGAAAUGGGCAGACAACUUGACGCAAUUUCUGCAACUGUUUUACCUUUGGAGAUAACCCACUCUCGAUUUAAUAGUUCCCUCAAGAAGAAAUUGCAGAUGGAGAAUAAAAUCAAAACCCGUGAAUUUGCUUACUUCAUGGAGGUUCUUGGCAAAACAGCGGUGGACAAAAUGAUGAUGGUUUUCAAUAAGGAGAUAUUUCGGAAGGGAUCUAUCCAAGCCCACCAGACUGACAGGAGCCAAAGUCUGCUGCAAAACGCUUUAAAUGUGAAUACAGAACACAGAAGUCUGACAGAAUAUGAGCCCUAUGCAGAUGAGGCUGAUAUACCCCCUGACUGCGCUACCGGCGUGAAACAGCAUAGGCUCGUUCACACGGGAGAACAGCCUUAUUGCUGUGAUGUAUGCGGCAAAAGAUUUAGCCUCUCAGGUAAUCUGAAAAGACACCAGAUAGGUCACACAGGACAGAAACUACAUGUGCAACUCACGAAAAAGUACAGCUGCAGUUACUGCGAGAAAAAGUUUUCAUUGAAAAGUUCACUCUCUAUACAUCAGCGCGUGCACACGGGAGAGAAGCCUUACACUUGCCGAGUCUGUGGCAAGGAACUUCGUACAGUGACCUGUAAUGGGGUCAAUUGA